CACUUUAAUGGACUAAAGUACAUUAUCUAUACAUAUAUAACUGCAUACAAUCCCCACUGACACAGCAUAUUGUAAUGAUUUUCAUCUAUGGACAGGCCAUCUGUAUAUAAGCUUUUGUAGUCUUUGUGGUGAAUUUGUCAUUGUGGCCAUUUGUUUCAGCCUCUCUUCCUGUCUAUUUCUUUUAGGUAUGAAACCUCUGUGGUUUGGUUAAUUGUCACAUUUCAAAGUGUGACAUUCUUUGUCCGGUCUCUUGUGGCAUUAAUCAGACAUUGGAAAGCAAUGAAGUGAUGUUGCUUUUAACCUUAGAAAUCUGAGAAAAAACAUCUAGUGUGAACAAUUUACACCCCUUCCAAAAACCAGCAGUGUGACUGGCCUUUUGCUGAUACUUCAGGCAGUAUAUUUCAUGUUUCAAGAAUGUUGUAAAGUUCUACCUCCAUAAACCUUGUUCUACAUGCAUCAAAUUGAAACUGACACCACAUGAUUCAGAUUUAAGGCAUUUGAUGACUGAUUUCGAAGGAUUGACAUUACUGUAGAAAAUAAUGUCACCAAUAGCCAAGGGCCUGUAGAUCAAGCAAGGGACAUUAAAACACUGUAACAGAAACAGAGAUAUAGUAUAUAGAUAGAAAGAUAGUACCAGCCCAGGUUACCACAUCCAAGCGUGAAACAAUGAUGACAGGACCACGUGAAUCUGAACGGGACACACUCCAGUGAUCAUCCAUCUACUGUGGGGUGUAUUGGGUAGAGAGAUCGGAAACUGGACAUUAAACAUCUGGAAGUCAAUAAUGAUCACUAUCACUGGGACGAACCUCACUUAUAUACCUGUGCGCCUUUUAGAAUGAAUAGUUGAACAAGAGCAAUCCGUGUGUCAUCUGAAGAAAUUUCUAGAGGAGUUUCAUAUGAUCUUUCGUUUUCAAUUUUUUUUUAUUUCUUUUUCGUUGAUGAAGGAUUUCUGAGCUUAAGCCUCACACCAGGGGAUAGAGUUUGUUUUGAAUUAGUGAAAGGAGCUCUUUACAACCAGAUGUAAACUAAUUAAAUUAAGUUAAAAUUGAAGAUUUUUUUGUGUGUGCAAACUUAGCCAUGAAGUCUGACAACAUCAGGAUGCUGUGUUUUUUUGGGACUGUGCUCCUUCUCGCCAGCAGAAAUUUAGUUUUCGGACAAGAUGUUGUGUAUCAUCUCCUGGAGGGGGACGAAUUAGGGAGAAUUGUUGGAAAUGUGGCAGAUGAUGCCGGGCUUAUUAACCUUGUUGGGGAAGGGGACUUCACUCAUCUCAGAUACAGCUUCCUAACCACGGGGACUCCUCAUUAUAUUUAUUUCAAUAUUCAUAACCAAACCAGUUCAUUAACGACAAAUAAGGCAAUUGACCGUGAAACACUAUGCGAAUUUACCAACACAUGCUUUGUAAAAUUAAACAUUGCUGUUCAGUCCCUGAAGACCAGUUUCUUUAAGAAAGUGUCUGUUUAUGUCUAUGUUGAUGAUGUUAAUGAUAAUCCGCCAGUUUUUGACAAACCUUUCAUCGAUCUGGUAAUUUCUGAAUCUGUUCUUGUUGGAACUUCAAUUACAAUUGAUGGAGCGCGUGAUGCGGACACUAGUGAUGGAUACUCAUUACAAAGUUACGAAGUUAUGCCCAAUAACACACCGUUUGAAAUUAACUUUCAGAAGAAGUUAGAUGGCACAUCAAUCGUUAGGCUAUUUGUCAAAGAGGCAUUAAAUCGUGAACAAAGAGACAAUUAUCAAUUCAGUGUGGUUGCUAGAGAUGGGGGAUCACCCCCUCUUAGUGGUACUCUUAAAGUCAAUAUCACCAUCUCCGAUGUCAAUGACAAUUCCCCGAAAUUCUCCCAAUCAGUCUAUUACAUUGAAGUUAAAGAAAAUGUCAAUUCAUCAACCAUAAUUCUUACUCUCAGGGCCACUGACUUGGAUGAUGGGAAAAAUGGACGCUUAUUCUACCGUCUAAGUCCUCAUCAGUCAGACACUGUUCUAUCAACGUUUGCCAUUGACAAUACCACUGGCGAUUUAUCAGUGAUAAAACCACUGAGAUAUGUGCAAGGGGAACAACAUAUCAUAAUAGUGGAGGCCAGUGAUUAUGGGGACCAGCCACUUACAUCUCAAGCUCUUGUUAACGUAACCGUGUUGGACGUUGGCAACAACCCACCAAGCAUCAACCUCAACUUGCUUUCAUCGGACUCUCUUGCCAAAGUCUCUGAGUUUGCCAACAGAGGGACUGUGGUGGCACAUAUUGCUGUUGAUGAUCCAGACACUGGAAAUAAUGGAGAAAUCUCUUGUAAUAUUAAGAAUUCUGCCUUCAGCUUACAGCGACUUGAAAACAAGGAGUUCAAAGUGACAGUAGACCAAACUCUGGAUAGGGAGCUGUACCAGCAAAUUCAUGUGACUGUCUUCUGCUCCGACAAUGGCAAUCCUCGUCUAACCACCUCUGCCAGUUUCUAUGUAGAAAUCGAGGACGAAAACGACAAUGCUCCUGUGUUCGACUUAUCUGUGUACACGGCUGGAAUCAUGGAAAACAAUAACAUUGACGAUGUUAUUGUCCAUGUCCAAGCAACUGAUGGAGAUGAAGGAAAAAAUGCUGAUCUCCAUUAUUCCCUUAAUAAAAGCAGCAAUGGCAUGUUCUACAUAGAUGAGAAAAGUGGGAUUAUCCGUACCCAUGCAAUACUAGACCGAGAGAAUACCACGUCUUUCUCUGUUAUUGUGGUCGCACAGGAUCAGGGCGAGCCACCCCUGUCCGGAUCAGCAACUGUAAUCAUUUCUGUCCUGGACAAGAAUGACAAUAAACCCUCAUUUAAUCAAACUCAUUAUGAUUUUUCUGUAGAUGAAAAUUCCCCUGCCGGUUCACAAGUUGGAAUUCUGUAUGCCACAGAUAGUGAUGAUGGGGAGAAUGCAAUUAUCACUUUCAAUGGACCAGAUUCAGUUCCAUUCACAAUAUUUCCUGGAGGUUACAUCAAAACUGACCGUGUCCUGGAUAGGGAAGUUCAGAAUCGUUAUGAGUUCAUUGCACAAGCCAAAGACAAUGAUCAUGUGGCCACUGCUGUUGUCACCAUACAUCUCAACGAUAAAAAUGACAAUAAUCCAGUAGUUACCUCCCCUAGUCACUUAAACAACACUGUUUUUGUGGACAAGCAUGCAGAAGUGAACACGUUGGUGACCAAUAUUAGAGCAUAUGAUUUGGACUCUGGUAUUAAUUCCCAGCUUAUUUUUGAAAUAGUCGGGAGAAAUGACUCUGGACAUUUUCACUUGCAUCCUGAUAAAGGCCAAGUAUUUUUGAAGCGCAGUCUAGAGGAUAGUAUUGGAAAUUCCUUCAGGUUGGAUAUUCUAGUGUCAGACAUGGGAAAUCCUGUACAUUCCACCCCGGCUACUCUCAACAUAAGGAUCCUUAGAUCUGGUACUUCUGCUCUGGAGAAGAGCAAUUCCAAUAACAUUCUCAUAGUUGCGAUAAUUGUGUCCGUGACAAUUAUUAUUUCGUUGGCCAUCAUCGUCAUCAUUGUCUUCAUUAGAAGAAGUGAUCGGAAGAGGAAAGUCAAACGACAACAUGAUGAGAAUUUCUACAAAGGAGUAGUGGAAAACACUGCCACAGUUAUUGCAGCCCCUAGUGAGGAAUCCAUAUCAGAGAAAAAGAAGAAGAAAGGGGUCAGUUUCUCAUUGGAGAAUGGUGUGGACAAGGUGUCAGAGGUUCCUACCCAGGGUCAAGAGUUCAUAUAUGAUAAUGACAUGGAGAGGAAAGUGGAUGACAGUCACAGUUUGGGGUCGACCAGCGACAGUGGGCGAGGGGGAUCAGACGACGAACUUAAUACCUCACGGAACCACAAUUCUUCAGGUGACAUCCAUUCCAAGAAAUCAGAUUGGUACUUGCAUCACCAGAGAACUUACAAUGCUCCCAUGCAGACAUUCCUACCUCCCAACAAUCCACCCUCUUACCAUCUCCUACCCCACUCAGGGAGCAGCCAAAAUGGCUGCCAUAGUUAUCAGUAUUCAGAUCCUAUGAAUCAAGGACCGGGGCCGUCUGAUGCCCAGACUCGGACAUAUCAUGGGAGAUCUGUGUCGUAUGAUACGAACACUUCUUUAGGGAUGGAGAGAUUGGAUCAAAAUGAGGUUCUUCCUCCCGAUUGUGUGGUCUGAUCCAAAGACACUUGCGCAAACAUCGUUUUUGCUAACAAGUGCUAUUAUAUUGACUCCAAGUUUGAUAAUUGUUUGUUGAUUUACAAAUCAUUCAGGGUAAUUCCUACCAGUGAAAUAAAUUCUCAGAUUCUACAAAGAAAAAACUCUUUUAACAUUUCUGCCAAACUGUUUGAAAGAGAAGCAGGAUGAAAUUCUUAGCAGGUUAGAACAACAAAAAAGUUAGACAAUUGAAAUGCCUGUGAAAUCUGAAGAGAUAUCAAGGGAUAAGUGAUUGAAGCUCUUCCAGUUGAAAGAUAAAGGAGAAGAGAUGCUUAUACCCAAGUAAAUAAGUCACUCAGUGCCAUAGGAGGAUGCCAACACUAUUUCCUUUCACUGCCUUGGAAAGGUGCUGGAUUUCACAAGAGGAGAAAUUCUGUGAAUGAACUCUUUUCAACUUGACAAUUAAAGGGGCAUAACCCUUGAAACAUGAUCUCAGUUUAAUAAGACACAAUACUUGUUGGUGCCAAAGUUUUUAUCAUUAUCUUGUAUAUAUUUGUAAGACAGCUCUGUUGUAUAUUUGAUUGGAUGUAAUGUGAGGAAAUUCACUAGGUGAAUGUGCAAGUUCUUAUCCCUUUGAGAGCAAUUCCUAUGACACGAUUUGUAUAUUUGCCAAACGUCAUAUUAAUUUUAUAGUCUGUGUGAAUGAAAUUCUAUAUGAGAGGAAGUGUCUAACUGCAAAUGUUUUAUAUGGCUGAACAUAAUGGUAUGUAUUGCAUUCAUACUGCUUAGGUGGUGAUAAUAAAAUUGUAUUUUGAAAUUUUAAA
Molecule: messenger RNA, 4928 nt
Organism: Ostrea edulis (European flat oyster)
Lineage: Eukaryota; Metazoa; Mollusca; Bivalvia; Ostreida; Ostreidae
Product: protocadherin-9-like
Exons: 7
Coding region: 1078-4125 (1015 amino acids)
Biological process (GO): homophilic cell-cell adhesion
Cellular component (GO): plasma membrane
Molecular function (GO): calcium ion binding
Source: RefSeq, a predicted model, not a curated record